ACCACAUUUCCUGUUUAUAACUGAACAAAGUACACACAAAAGAGUUGAAGAAACAGAGGAGAAAAAAAACCCCUGAGUACUGGUAAAGAUAUAUGUUGGUGCUGUGCUGUUUCUAACAUAACAGAGCAACGGCAUUUAAGGAAAAAAGUUGGUGGGAGAAUUCUUAGCCUACGGAUCUCUUUCAUGGGUGUACCCAGGCUCUUCUGAAAGGGCUAGCAUGUCAGGAAACUCUGGAUGUCCCUUCUUCCUCUGGGGACUUCUAGUCUUCUUGGGCUUGGCUCUGGUUAUAUCGUUGAUCUUCAAUAUUUCCCACUAUGUAGAGAAGCAGCGACAAGAUGAAAUAUACAGAUACUCUGAUGACUGCAUUCCCAGAGUUGAUGAAUAUUAUGUUGAAGAUGCUCCAAUUUAUGGUAACUUAGAAAAUAUAAUCCCAGAACCACUGGAUGAGGACUGCUAUGAACAAAUGAAAGGUCGACCUCAGCGAUCUUCAAAUGAUCCGCAGGAAGUGGCUGCACCUGCACAGGUACCUGAUGAAGCUCAGAUGUGCUAUGCCUCACUGGAUCACAGUGUGAAGGGGAAACGCAGAAGGCCCAGGAAACAGAAUACUAAUUUGUCAGACAGAGGAAAGGUUGCACAAGUCUGUACAAUGGAUGCCAACGUUUCUCAGAUGAAUAUGGUAGAGAGUUUCCCACCAGAUAACCAGGUAGUAGAGGAAAGCAUUCAUGAUGAUCCCGCUAGACUGUUUGGGUUGAUUCGUGCCAAGAGAGAGCCUGUAAUCUAACUGGACCAUCAUCCCUCUCAAUGCUAACACCCUAUGAAAGAUAGUUAAAAUCCCUCGUGUGACACACAGGGACUGGCAGGGUGACGGUCUGCUCAUUUGUCGAUGGGAUGGUUGGUACCUUCUUUUCUCUUCAUGGAUUGCAUCCCUGUGCACUAAAUCUAAUUAAAAUUAGCUAUAUGAAUUCAGUUAAAGAAUAAUCAAAUAGGAAAAGUAGAAUAAUAAAAUCCAGUUUGCAACUUAAAUUACUUGGUAAUAAAAUCAAAAUGAACAGUAAUUCCUAAUAAGGACAAAUUUUAAAAAAUAAAAGUACUUAUGUGCUAUAGGAUAUCUUGAAUGAAAGAGAAAAAAUAGUGUCUUAAAAGGUUAAUAAGUAAAACAUGUCUUCUUUCAUCAAUGUGAAUAAAUAAUUAGAAGAAAUUUCUGAUUAAAAGUACACUGCCAAGAAAAGUAGAAUAAUCUAGGGUAUUUUUCCAAAAUGUAAAUAGUAUUAUCAGUUUUUAAACUGUUAUAAAAAGAAAUUCAUGCUCUUUGCAACAAUUAAAAAUUAAGAACAUAGAAAAUUCUCCUUGUCAGAGAUAAUCAAUAUGAAUAACUUUCUCUGUGUUUAUGGAUAUUGUACUGGACAUAACCAUCUAUAUGUAUCAGCUUUUCCUUUUUCUGUUUUAACUUAAAAGUAGGGAAUUAUGCAUAUUAUUUAAAUUCUCUUUGUGUAUCUAGAGACUAGGACUUUAGUUCUACUAUAUUUAACUAUACUAACCUGUAUUCAGUUUUGAUGAUUCUGGGAAGCAAACACAAGGUCUUUCAGAUGAAAGACAAGUACUCCACCCCUGAGCUUCAUCCCAAGUCUGUCUCAAAAUUCUGAUGUCUGCAUUGUAUCUCAUUUAUGAUUAAGUCAUAAUUCGCUUAAAGAAGCUUGAAGACUACUUAAAUUAUUUCAAGCUUCUAUUUGAUGUGUUCACAACUAAUAUUUUAAUGAGAAUGGUCCAAGACAUGUCUGGAUACUUAUCUAGUUUCUUCUUUGUGUUAAGUGCUUAAAGGGGAAUUAAAUAUUUAAAGAUAAGGUUUUGUAUUGUUAAUUCCCAUAGGUCAGGUCUCUGAAAGGUCAGCAAUUGUACCAAAAGUAUGUAUACACCUUAGGUUCUAAAGGAUUAUCUCACAUUGUCUCCCAAACUGUUAACUCAAUAAACCUCAGCACAGCAUGAAGAUGCAUCGCUGUGACCCAGCAUGCAAGAAGCUGAGCCCUGUUAGUUCCAGGCCAUCUCAGACUAAUGAGUGAAUUCCUGGUCAGCUUAGGCUAAGAGUGAAACUAUGAUUCAAAACAAGAAUCAGAAACGAAAUCACUUCUAUUAUCCUCCACUGAGAAAGCAAGCUGGAUAGUAGUCUAUAAUAAGCAUCUCUAAGUGUCAUAAACUGUAUUUUAAAAUGCUACACUGAUAGAGACACUUGGACAUAGUAUACUUUAUUUCUUCUUUUCUGGCUGUGUGCUACAGAAUUUAUAUACAUCACAUUUGUUAUAAUACUUGUUUAAGGUUUGAUAGAGUUAAAUAAUUUCCCCCUUCACUUUCCUUAUCACCAAACCUCUUCAUACAACCGCUCUUGCUUUCUGCCAGUGACCUCUCUCCCUCUUUAAUUGGGGCAAAUAUGUCCAUGUGUAAUUGGAGAGCUCUCCAUGGAGAAGACGAUUUCUCUAUCUUUCCUUGUUCCCCAGUUGCCCGUAGUGUUUAUCUAAAGCUGAGACCCUGCACACCUUCCCUUCCAUGAUGGUAUGUCCACUGAUGUCACCAUUGCUCCAAUCAGUCAGUCAUGUUGAUGAGACUUACUGUUUUUAUUUAAAUUACCAAUUGAUUUUAAAUAUAUUCAAACAGUAAAAAGUACUUUCAUAAUUUCCCAUGUAAUAAGACUGUCUAGACAUUCUCACGUUCUUUGUACCCAUUCAGGGUUCUGUCUGGUACCCCACAUGUCAGCUUAAAGGACUUCUUUAACUAUUUUUAUCAUUCAGGUCAAUGAGUGAUAAAACUCCCCUAGCAUGCUGCUGUACAUCUGAAAAAAAAAAAAAAAACCAUUGUAAUGUUUUUUUUACAGAAAUUGUCACUAGGUAAAAAAUUUCUAAGGUUGAACUGACUAUGCUUCUUUGAACAAUCUGUACUGUUCCUUUUUGGGACACAGAGAUGCCAUCCAAAAACUUGCUGACACCCUUGGUCUUAACAGUUGUGAUUUACUGACUCAAAGCUGCAGAAUUGAAACAAGUUGAAUAUCUUUUCCUUCAAAGAUUAAGUCAUCCUUCUAGAUUUGAGAAGCAGAACAAGCAACACUUGUCCCCAUUUGAACAUUGUAGCUGUAUUUUCACCUAAAGAAUCAUGAAUUUCAAUCAGAGAGACUGAUUUUUCUCAAUAAUAGCACUGAUGAGGAGGUGUGAGUUCACAGACCUCGUUUUGUAAUAGGAAGCCCAUUGUAACAACCUUGAUCAUGUUGUGAACAUGUCUAAAAAUAGUUUGGACAGUAGUGGGCUCCUUUCUGCUUCACCAUUCAUCAACCUAGAACCUCUACAUUUUCUUUUCAAGGAACUCAGCUCUACACUAAUGUGUUUAGCAUCUCUACAGAGGACUUCUCUGGGCACCUUUGUGAUACCUGCAUGCUCCCUCAGAGUAAUGUCUGACAUUUUCUGGAAUGUCAACAGUCUUACUGUUAAUAAUG
This is a messenger RNA of Mus pahari (shrew mouse), 3475 nucleotides long. RefSeq names its product T-cell receptor-associated transmembrane adapter 1. Gene Ontology annotation, cellular component: T cell receptor complex. The record is from RefSeq and is a predicted model, not a curated record. The transcript has 6 exons. Gene Ontology annotation, biological process: positive regulation of T cell receptor signaling pathway; negative regulation of receptor recycling. Lineage: Eukaryota; Metazoa; Chordata; Mammalia; Rodentia; Muridae. Bases 218 to 781 code for a protein of 187 amino acids.